Messenger RNA from Guyanagaster necrorhizus, 894 nucleotides. RefSeq lists its product as uncharacterized. Gene Ontology annotation, cellular component: Golgi membrane. The record is from RefSeq and is a predicted model, not a curated record. Lineage: Eukaryota; Fungi; Basidiomycota; Agaricomycetes; Agaricales; Physalacriaceae. The transcript has 8 exons. Gene Ontology annotation, biological process: vesicle-mediated transport; mitotic spindle elongation. The coding region runs from base 1 to 894 and encodes 297 amino acids.
AUGACCACGAAAGCACCAUCCGGCUGGGCAGCCAGUUCGACUCAAUGGAUCAAGUUUACUCUUACUACCGUUCUGCAUCGCUACCGGAAUCUCCAUGUCUAUGGAAAAAUUUUUAUAUGGCUUUUGAUGCUCUUCUACCUAUGCUUAGGUGCAUUCAUCAUUGUAGUUUCUCCCAACCGAAUCGCGCAGGUCUUGUAUGACCAAGCCUCGAGGCUUUCUCACAUGAGGCUGGGCUGGCUCAUCCUCACUGGGGCAAUCGUUGCCGUGUCUUUUCCCCCGCUUAUUGGUCAUUCGACCCUUCUUACGCUUUGUGGCUUCGCGUUCGGUAUUAAGGGCUUCGCUAUUGGAGCUGGCGCUUCGGUCGUUGGUUCGGCUCUUAUCUUCGUCUUUUUACGGCUAUGCUUUAGUUCUCACCUGCGCAAAUGGUCCUCUCACAACGAGAAAUGGAAGGCCCUGGAAUCCGUCGUACGCACAAAGGGACUUCCGCUUAUUAUCCUCAUUCGCGUUUCCCCCUUCCCCCCUUGGGUCUAUUCUAAUUCUCUGUUUGCAUCAAUCGAAGCAGUGUCUCUGUGGCAAUUUGUCGUCGCUACGUGCUUCAUCUUCCCCAAGAUCCUUUUGCUUGUUGUUAUCGGCUCUCGUAUGGCUGCGCUUUCCGAUGGCGAUAGCAGGAGCCAUAUGGACACACACACCAAAGUCAUGAAUGGAUUGCUCAUAGGUGGGGGGAUCAUCAUCGCUAUUUUUACUAGCUGGCUUGUGUACACUCUUGUUCAGAAUCACAUCCGACAACUGGAGGAUAUAUCUCCGGAAGUCGAUCGGAUGGCAGCGGAGGCUCUAGAGGAAUAUGAUGAGGAUGCGGCGCUUUUACGUCCUAAUGAGGCAGACGACCAGGUGUAA